Messenger RNA from Musa acuminata subsp. malaccensis (wild Malaysian banana), 673 nucleotides. RefSeq names its product acyl carrier protein 2, mitochondrial. Gene Ontology annotation, cellular component: mitochondrion. Gene Ontology annotation, molecular function: acyl carrier activity; acyl binding. Lineage: Eukaryota; Viridiplantae; Streptophyta; Magnoliopsida; Zingiberales; Musaceae. Gene Ontology annotation, biological process: fatty acid biosynthetic process. The record is from RefSeq and is a predicted model, not a curated record.
UUCGUUUCUGCCACCCCCAGAUUGCAUCGUUCUCUCGUCCUCUCCAUGGCGGCAAUGGCGGCUGUGAGAAGCGCUCUCCUGAGUCACUUGAGGGUGAGAGUGGAAUCCCCGGCGGCGCCGGCGGUGACCCUCUCGUUCGUUCAUAUUUUCUGCCGCCGAUUCUCCAACGAGGUGAUGGGCUCCUUCCUCGACAAGUCUGAGGUCGCCGAUCGGAUCGUCACCGUCGUCAAGAAUUUCCAGAAGGUCGACCCCUCCAAGGUCACACCAAAUGCUCAUUUUCAGAAGGACCUUGGUCUUGACAGUUUGGACACUGUAGAGAUUGUGAUGGCUCUGGAGGAGGAAUUUGGGUUUGAGAUUCCUGAUAACGAAGCAGACAAGAUUGACUCGAUAAAUGUUGCUGUAGACUUCAUUGCCUCGCACCCUCAAGCAAAAUGAUACGCCAGCCCAUGGCAUUGUGUAUUGAUCUCUUCGCUUUUUUGUAUGACCUGCAUCAGGAAGUUUUUUGUCUUGAUGACUCCAUUUACUUUGGAAAUUUAAGUUCCAUCACAUAGCUACAAGCUUUAUAUUUGUCGAUGGUUGUGUCAUAAUUUUGUUAAUUCCCCCUUUAACCUAUAUGAAGGUGCUUUUGUGAUCUUUAUUGCUCUCAAGGUGGAAUAAUUUGGUAUUUUAUACA